Messenger RNA from Ciona intestinalis (vase tunicate), 1774 nucleotides. Its product is annotated as WD40 repeat-containing protein SMU1. Gene Ontology annotation, biological process: mRNA splicing, via spliceosome. The record is from RefSeq and is a predicted model, not a curated record. Gene Ontology annotation, molecular function: protein binding. NCBI's taxonomy places the organism in Eukaryota, Metazoa, Chordata, Ascidiacea, Phlebobranchia, Cionidae.
UAUUUUAUAACAAUAGGCAUGAUAGUUGAUAGAAAAUAACUUUAUCAAAAUGUCGUUGGAAAUUGAAUCUGCUGACGUUGUGCGUUUGAUUGAACAAUACUUGAAAGAGAGUAACUUGCACAGGACCUUAGCUAUGUUGCAGGAAGAAUCGACUAUCUCAUUGAACACAGUAGAAAGCAUUGAUGGUUUUGUGAAUGAUAUUAAUAAUGGACACUGGGACACAGUACUGCAGGCGAUACAAUCCCUGAAACUCCCCGACAAAACACUGGUGGAUUUAUACGAACAAAUUGUUCUUGAGUUGAUUGAACUUCGCGAGCUUGGUGCAGCACGUUCGUUGCUUCGACAAACUGACCCAAUGAUGGCGCUAAAGCACGCACAAGCGGACCGGUACCUUCACCUUGAGAACUUACUCGCUCGCUCAUAUUUUGAUCCACGAGAAGCUUACCCGGAUGGUUCAACCAAGGAAAAAAGAAGGGCAGCCAUCGCUUAUUCUCUUGCUAAAGAAGUCAGUGUAGUUCCCCCGUCGCGCCUCAUGGCUUUGCUCGGCCAAGCAUUGAAGUGGCAGCAACAUCAAGGGCUUCUCCCACCCGGCUCCACCAUCGAUUUGUUCCGAGGAAAAGCAUCGACCGUCCUCGAGGAGGAAGAUGAGAGGUUUCCUACACAGAUCAGCAAAACGAUCAAGUUUGGACAAAAAUCCCAUGUUGAAUGUGCGAGGUUCUCACCUGAUGGACAAUACUUGGUCACUGGAAGUGUGGACGGUUUCAUUGAAGUUUGGAAUUUUGCGACUGGAAAAAUUCGUAAAGAUCUUCAGUUUCAAGCUCAGGAUCGCUUCAUGAUGAUGGAGGAAGCCGUGUUGUGCCUUGCAUUCAGUAGAGAUAGUGAGAUGCUGGCAAGUGGUGAUCAGGAGGGAAAGAUAAAGGUCUGGAAAAUGAGCACAGGUCAGUGCUUGAGGAGAUUUGAAAGAGCUCACACCAAAGGUGUUACCAGUGUAUCUUUCUCUAAAGAUGGAAGUCAGGUCCUCAGUGCUUCAUUUGACCAAACUAUUAAAGUUCACGGAUUAAAAUCUGGCAAGACAUUGAAAGAAAUGCGUGGCCAUUCAUCAUUUGUUAAUGAAGCUGUGUUUAUGUUAGAUGGGCAUCAUGUAAUAAGUGCUUCAUCUGAUGGCAAUGUUAAGAUAUGGAAUGUUAAAAGCACAGAAUGCACCAACACAUUCAAAUCUCUUGGUGCUGGACAACAAGAUGUUACCGUUAACAGCGUUCAUUUAUUGCCAAAGAAUCAAGAACAUUUUGUUGUUUGUAAUCGAUCAAGUACCGUGUCUAUUAUGAAUAUGCAGGGUCAAACAGUCCGUUCGUUUAGCUCUGGUAAGCGUGAGGGUGGUGACUUUGUGUGUGCAACAGUUUCACCACGUGGAGAGUGGAUUUAUUGUGUUGGAGAAGAUAAGGUGCUUUACUGCUUCUCUGCCACAAGUGGCAAGUUAGAACGUACACUUACAGUCCAUGAAAAAGAUGUAAUAGGAAUAUCCCAUCAUCCACAUACAAACUUGAUUGCUACCUAUUCAGAAGAUGGCUUACUUCGAUUGUGGAAGCCGUAGAAUAAAAAUAGAGCGGGAUUUGAAAUUAAUUAGAAUGCUGUAUGUGGCGAUUGUGUGUCAUAAUGCUUGUCAAUCAUACUUCAACAAGUGACGCGUUUCAUUAUGAUGUUAUAAUGCAUUUCGAUAUGAAAACCGCACGCCAACUGAUUUUAGAAUUUUUAAUAAAAUAUUAUCACAUGGGCA